Messenger RNA from Linum tenue, 1662 nucleotides. NCBI's taxonomy places the organism in Eukaryota, Viridiplantae, Streptophyta, Magnoliopsida, Malpighiales, Linaceae. The record is from the annotation of a GenBank genome assembly.
AUGUCUAUCACCACAUUCCUUAGCCUCAUCUUAUGUAUUAUCAUCAUCAUUUCACUUAUCACCACAAUCUCCUCAUCUUCCGACGAAGAACUCUCCUCGUGGUGCAAGGAAACGCCGAACCCGGAAUCCUGCACCCGGUUCGUGACCCGAACCGGCCACCCGACCAGCUCCGCGGGGCGGCCCCACCACCAACGACGGGCGGCCACCUUCCGCGAGAUGAACAUCGAGGCCGCACUCAAAAAGGCCCUCGACGUACAAAGCCAACUCACGCGCUUGAAGUCGACGUGCAGAACUCCACAGGAGACGACCGUGUGGAGCGACUGCACGAAGCUCCACGCCGGCACCGUCCGCCACCUCAACACCACCCUCAGCUGCCUGCGUGGCGGCGGCCGGUGCACGGACUUCGACGCGCAGACGUGGCUGAGCAGCGCGCUGACCAACGUGGCCACGUGUCGGGCCGGGUCGGCCGACCUGAACCUGCCGCCCCGGUUCGUCGACCCGAUACUGGCCGGGUCGAGCAACCUGUCGGAGCUGAUCACCAACACGCUGGCGGUCAACGGGGCGAUGCUGGCGGCGGCGGCGGAGGAGGAGGAGGAGAAGGGGGAAAACGCCAGCUCCGAUGACGAGUUCGUUCCCGCCGGGUGGAUGAGGAGAGGCGGGAGGAGGCUUCUGGAAGGUUCCAUCGCGUCGGUGAACGUGAAGGCGGAUGCGGUGGUGGCGAAGGACGGGUCCGGGAAGUUCGCGACGGUUCAGGCGGCGAUCGAUUUGGCGGGGAGGAGAGGCGAUUUCGGGGAGAGGUUUAUCAUACGGGUGAAGAGAGGGGUUUAUGUGGAGAACAUUGAGGUCGUCGACGGUAACCGUAACGUUUGGCUCGUCGGGGACGGCCUCGAGGACACCGUCAUCACCGGCCACCGCAGCGUCGGGAGUGGGUCCUACACGACGUUCAGUUCCGCCACCGCUGGGAUUGAUGGCGCCCGAUUCGUAGCACGUGGAAUCACGUUCGCAAACACAGCCGGACCCAAAAAGGGGCAGGCGGUGGCUCUCCGAUCCGCCUCCGACCUCGCCGUCUUCUACCAAUGCAGCUUCAAAGGCUACCAGGACACUCUCUUCGUCCAAACCCAACGCCAGUUCUUCCGCGAGUGCCACGUGUCCGGCACCGUCGACUUCAUCUUCGGCAACGCCGCCGCCGUCUUCCAAAAAUGCGUAAUCUACGUCCGGAGGCCGGUUCCCGGCCAGACCAACAUCAUCACCGCGCAAGGCAGGGUCAACGCCUUCGAGCACACCGGGAUUUCCAUCCACAACUCCAAAAUCCUGGCGUCGGCGGAGCUGAAAGCCGCCGGGCCCGGGAAGUUCGAGACCUACUUGGGCCGGCCCUGGAUGGAGUAUUCGCGGGCCGUCAUAAUGAAGACUUAUUUGCACCGGAUUGUAAAUCCAGCGGGCUGGUCCAAAUGGGGCGGUAAGGACGACUUUGGGCUGAGUACUUUGUACUUCGGCGAGUACAAGAAUUUUGGGCCUGGAUCUUCGUUGAGAUCUAGGGUUAAAUGGGAAGGAUUUCAUGCCAUCCACGACGCAGUCACGGCAAAGCAUUUUACUGUUCGUGGCCUCUACGCCGGCCGAUCAUGGUUGUCGUCCACUGGGGUUCCGUUCAAUGACGGUCUAUAG